This is a messenger RNA of Dissoconium aciculare CBS 342.82, 865 nucleotides long. RefSeq lists its product as uncharacterized. The transcript has a single exon. Lineage: Eukaryota; Fungi; Ascomycota; Dothideomycetes; Mycosphaerellales; Dissoconiaceae. The record is from RefSeq and is a predicted model, not a curated record. Bases 280 to 771 code for a protein of 163 amino acids.
CCCUCACCAAACUCGAUCCAAGCGAACUUUCCAAUUUAUACCCCGGGGACAUCAUCAACAGCGAAUUUACGACACGGCGUUUCGAUCACCAACCCCUUCAAACCAGCAUGCAUCAUCAUUGAAUCAUCCAUCAUCAUUGUUUCGCGUCAAUUACUUGCUCGCUUCUGUCCGAACUCAUAAAAACUAUUACCCUUACAUCAUCAAUUACUUUUUACAACAACAACGGCGCGGCAUGAAACGUUUGUUUUUUCUUCGGGCUUUUUUUCUCCCUCUUUUCUUAUGAAAAGGGGAUUAUUCCGGCGGUGCACAGCAGCAGCGAUGAUACACACACACCACAACAAAAACUGUUUUUCCGGCCGACGGUGGGGCGCGCGAACUUUUGGGUCACUGUUCUUGUUUUUCCCGGCGUCUUUUUUUGGUGGGUGGUGGUGCGUGAGGGAAAGGAAAAGAAAGAUGAUGUUCCGGCCUUGUCGUCUCCAUCGCUCUCCCGUCGUCGUCCUUGCUCUCUUGGGAACCUCGUUUUGGGGGUGCCCAUGCCCUCUCCUCGGAGGGCACGCGGGUUUCUGCUGUGCUUUUUGCUUUGCGCGUUUUCCCUUCGCUGCUGUGCUUUGCUACGCUUUGCUUUGCUACGAUACGAUUUUUUGUCUACGGCGGAUUUUUUUCCCGACUCGGGUCGGGUCCAGGGGCGCUGGUGAAGGAAAACUCGGAGCGCGAUUGAUUGAUUGGCAUCUUUUCGGGACGGCGAGGAAUCGGUCGGUGUGUGUGGGAUAGGAUAGGAUAGGAUAGGAUAGGAUAUGUUUUCGGGGCAGAUUUCUCAACUUGCUCUUUCUUCUCUCUCUACUCUCUCUCUCUCUCUCUCUCUCUC